Molecule: messenger RNA, 2285 nt
Organism: Filobasidium floriforme
Lineage: Eukaryota; Fungi; Basidiomycota; Tremellomycetes; Filobasidiales; Filobasidiaceae
Exons: 12
Coding region: 182-2065 (627 amino acids)
Biological process (GO): silent mating-type cassette heterochromatin formation
Cellular component (GO): SHREC complex; rDNA heterochromatin
Source: RefSeq, a predicted model, not a curated record
AUCUCGGGGUUCGACCCUCGCUCUCGGCGAAGUCCUGACUACUCUAGUACUCUAACUAACCUCGAUUUGCAACUUGCUUCUUCCUUUCCGUGUAAUCUUGAUCACUCGACACCCUCCUUCCCAUCUCUACCUAGUUCAGAGCGUGACCAGAUCGUUCUGGACAAACUCCACCUCGAUCACCAUGCCGAAAAUUACCAUCGAGACCUCUGACGGCGACAAGGGGAACUGGCCUGCAGGUUGGCUGGACCAUGCUGUUCCUAUCAGCUCGAACGAAAACUAUCACGAAAAGGUCAAACCGGGACAUGCGAAAUACAUCUUGUUCUGCCAAAAAAUCGGACAACACCUGGCCACGGUCGGAGGUCUUUCGAAUCCUGUGAAUUACGAGCUCAGUGACCUUCCGUCAGGAUAUGCUCUCUUCCUCCAUCACAAGCUACAGAAGAGUGGUGAAGACCGAACGGAUAUUUACAUGUUUGGAUCGAAAAACGUUCUCAAGUUCCGAAGCCCCGCCGAGUUUUUUGGUCACGCUGAAUGGUUGCAGAAAGGAGAUAUUAAAGAUCACGGCAAGUGCACCUGCAAAUACUCUGGCAACUAUACCAUCACCGCCGGUCCUGGUGCCGAAGCCAAACGAAAGGCCGCUCCGCAAGCCGCAAAGGGUCCUCAGAAAAAGGUCAAGACUUCGGACGAAGAGGAAUUGAUAACAUACAAGAAGAAGCAGGAAGCUGCGAUCCAUGUCAGGCAGGACGAGGUGAAGAGUGACAGGUGGUUCCGAAAGGGAGAACUUGUAUGGGCCAAGAUCCCUACCAUCCGUCCGGGACCAGGGUCUACCAUCGCCGUAGGAAUCCAAGAGAUUGACUAUUGGCCUGCAAUCGUCACGGAGCCGGUACUCAAGGUCCAUGCUGACGCGGGCGAACCAGGGGCGAUCAUGCAAUCGACUCAGUAUAGCUUGCGUUACUGCGGUCGUCUCGAUCAGGUUUCGGGUGAGGGGCCGCACAAGACGACGGCGACGUUGAACGAGACGGAGAUCCUACCAUGGCACAUGUACUCCCCGACGAGACCGGAACUCGGCGCCGUUGCCAAAAAAUACGCUCUGAGCGUGGCGGAGGCUUCGAUUACGCUGAACAACGGCGAGUCUGCCGAGGAAAAGCGGGUGAAGAGUUGGAGGCGCGAGACGAUCCAGCGAGCUUGGCCCAUUGCAGAAGCGAUCAAGCCGGAUAACUGGGAGAGGAUGGUCACAAUCUACACCGAAGCGCUGGUUCUUGCGAACGAGAUGUCGAUGCUGUGGUCACAGACGGAUCCGUAUUCGCAUAUGGAUAAUAUCCCCUUCAAACAUGACUUCCUGGCUGACAAGUCGUACUUUCAGGGCUUGUGGUGGGGAGCCGAACGAAUCUGGCUGGGCGACUUGAUCAGGCUGGUCAGGUCGAGAUCGAGUCUGGUGCAGGAUGCUAGGCUCAAGGCGUUCGCACCUGGAGCGGACCAGCAUGCCGCUUUCCUGAGAAUCACUCAGAUCUCGGUGCAACAGAUGAAGCGAGAGACGUCGAGCACUUUCCAUUGUAUGGUCCAUGGGGACCUGUUCGAACUGGCUGAACCCGAGUGGAUCGCUCAGAACGACCCGCAACCGCAAGCUGAAAGCUCGGCUGCCGGGGCUGCAAACGGCCAAGCGGACGCUGCAACCGCAGACGAUACCGAGCAUUUCAAUCAUCUUCCCGCGGCGCCCAAGGGACUGGUGUACAGGCAAGUCAACGAGCCUCACAGUGAGGUGAUGUGCGAUAUCUUUGAUAUUGCGGGACGAGUCUACUCGACUCUGGACGAAUCGCCCUUGGUAAAAGCCGGUCAAAAGGACGGCGAUGAUGGGGCCGAGAACGAUUCUGAUGAUACGAAAGAAAGGCAGACGAGGUUGAACGCGUUGAUGGGCGUGGCUCCAGUCGGCGAAAUCAAGACGAUCGUCAAGGACUGGAAGAAUACGAGAUACGAGGCCGUGAGGUACGCACACGCGGUCGCUGUCAAACAUCUCGCGGGCGUGUUCGAGAGCGAUCGACGACCAGGACUUGAGAUCCCGGCCGCGUGAGCUGCCGUAUGUACGGUUAUAUAUCUUGGUUGGGAUCGUGUCUCGUUGCGUUCGACCUUCUUUGCUCCAUCAAGCCUUGUCGAUUCAUCUUGUACGAGUCUAUACAGUUCAGUUCUUCCUUAUGCUAUACAUCAACCACGUAGUCUGAUAAAUCCCCAGGGCCAAAGGCUUCCAAGGCUAUGCCUGCUAUCCAAAGCCUGAUUGUGCUGCGGGGAGGAGU